This is a messenger RNA of Sebastes umbrosus (honeycomb rockfish), 1220 nucleotides long. Its product is annotated as high choriolytic enzyme 1-like. The transcript has 10 exons. Gene Ontology annotation, biological process: proteolysis. The record is from RefSeq and is a predicted model, not a curated record. Gene Ontology annotation, molecular function: metalloendopeptidase activity; zinc ion binding. Bases 95 to 970 code for a protein of 291 amino acids. NCBI's taxonomy places the organism in Eukaryota, Metazoa, Chordata, Actinopteri, Perciformes, Sebastidae.
GAAGGUAAGUUGGCUUUCCCACCUAUAUAAGAUGGAGCACACACUGUUCCCCCAGGCAUAGUCUUGGUCUGCCCCUGCUGUCCUAUAACCAGCCAUGAUGCUCCUCCAAACUGCUGUGCUCAGCGUCCUCUUCUGCUCUGUCUACAGCUUCACUAUACCGGCUGGUUUUGAAAAGAGCGAGGAGCAUUCUGGCAACAACGUUGAGGAACGUGAAUUCGGUAUCUCCGCGCAGUUAGAGAAGGUCAAUACUCAUGUUGGAAAGGGCUUUGAUGAGCCUCUGGUGCUGUAUGGAGACAUAGCAGUGCCAACAGGUCUACAGAACGCUGAUCCCUGCACAGCACGAGGGUGCCUGUGGCCCAAAGCCAACGAUGGCAACGUCUACGUACCCUACAAGAUCUCCAACCAGUACAGCCGCCGUGAGAAAGCGACCAUCAUCGAAGGUCUGAAUUCAUUUGCUCAGUCCACCUGCAUCCGUUUUACCGAACGCACCAAUCGGCAGGAGGACUUUCUGGACAUCCAGUCGCACUCAGGGUGUUACUCAUAUGUUGGGCGUAUUGGUCGAGACCAGAUAGUGUCUUUGAGUCGCCAUGGCUGUGUUUAUAAAGACAUCAUCCAACAUGAGCUGCUGCACGCCCUGGGCUUCAACCAUGAACAGACCAGGUCCGACAGGGACAACAAUGUUCGCAUCCAGCUGCAGAACGUCAUUGACGGACUGGAGUACAACUUCGACAAGGUCGAGACAAACAACCUUGGCACUCCCUAUGACUACAACUCUGUCAUGCAGUAUGAAAGGUAUGCCUUCUCCAAGAACUUUGAGCCAACCAUCGUGCCCAUCCCUGACCCCAAUGUAGCCAUUGGUGAGGCCACCGAAAUGAGUGCUAAUGACAUCCUUCGGGUGAACCGCCUUUACUGCAAUGGGAAUUCUUCCACACUUGACCCGGAACCGGUGCAAAGAAAACAUUUCCACUAGAAAUGAAAGAAAUCAAAAGGAAAUGAGGCAAACUGAUGCAACGUUUUUUCUACAAGGAAAACCAGAAAUACAUCUUGUGCUUAAAUGAAUGCGCUUUAAUUCAGUAUUUGAUGAAAUUAGCUUGUGUGCUGCCCUAAUGAGGAAUGCAAAGUGUCCAAUGACACCAUCACAAAUGUGCACUUACAAUAAAAACUGCUUGUACGCUUGAAUGAAUACUAAAAAAGAAUAAAAAAAAAUGUUGCAUAUCUCA